AUGGCUGCCUUUAAUAUUCUCCCCAAAGAAGCACGCCGCCGCGUACUGCUCCAUAUCCUCCACCCCCAUCCCGUCCACCGCCGCGUCCCACCAGAAUUCACCGCCUGCCGCCGCAGCCGCCGCCCCGAUCGCCUCCUGCCGCCGCCUCUCAGCCUCAAGCUCCGCGCACAGGCCCGCGUACCGCGCCUCCAUGUCUCGCGGCGCGCGGGCCUCUCCGGAAGCGGCGGCGCCGCCGCCGGAGAGAAAGCGACAAAAGCCCUAAAAUCUCGUACCGAUGAGAAAAAUGGUGAGUGUCGAAGAAGAAUAGAUAAAAAUUUCUGUCAAAAUCGCCGCCACCCGCCACCUCCGACCACCGCCAUCCGCGACGAGCUAAGAAGCUGCCGUGGUCCGCCAGCCACCGAUCAGCGUCAGCCGCCACAUCCACCUUACAAAUCUCUCAACGCCGCGGCCUACGGCGGAUCACCUCUUCAUCACUGUAGUUCUCCCUAUAGAUUUACUCUGUACGAAUUAGACAGGUCGAAGCACGACCUGAAGGUACAUUCCUGGCGCUUGGCAGGUAGUAGGAGCAAGAACUCACUCACCGAGGAAGUUGACAAAGGUCCGAUUCACCGCUGGUUAUUUGGAACUGCAAUGGCUGAUGUACUGAAUGAGGCCUUCUAUAGAAAGAAAAGAACCCUGUGUUCCCCUUGGGAUGCCUUCUUGCCCAGUCGCCUCAGUCCCAGAACCAUGUGGGACCACAUCUCUAGGAAAUCCACAAUAAUGCCAAUUUUAGGAAUGAAGAAUGUAUAA
This is a messenger RNA of Striga asiatica, 789 nucleotides long. Lineage: Eukaryota; Viridiplantae; Streptophyta; Magnoliopsida; Lamiales; Orobanchaceae. The record is from the annotation of a GenBank genome assembly.